AUGGCAUCUCCUACAGUUUCUGGCGCAUUCUUCAACCCCCAAAGUCGAGCACCAACCCCUGAGUACCUAAACGGUCUACAGGCGUUCCUCCAGCAGAAUCCACAUGGGAAAGCGUUACUGCAGCACGUCGCUGGCUUAGGGAGCGUCUGGCCUGUGUGGGCUGCGGCUCGUGAGGACAUCCGCACUCUUCCCAAUGGCGAACAUUACCUCAACCUUCUCGUCUCUUGGGCAAAAGGAGGGCCCUCAGAACCAGUUUCUGAGGCCAGAACGGGCGUGAUCGCUCUGCCGCUCCUCUUGAUCCUCCAGCUGGGCCAGUAUUUCCGUUAUCUUGACCACCAUGGCCUCUCGCACGCCGAAUUCAUACGCAAGGCUGGCGGCGCUGGGGGCAUACAAGGAUGCUGUGGUGGGGAACCGCCUGCGUUAUCAGUGGCACUCGCUCGCGAUGAGGCCCAAGUAGUCGAGAAUGCCGCCGUGUUCCUUCGCAUACUGGUUGGAGUCGGUGGUUACAUCGAGGCUGUGGAUGAUUGGACCUCAUCGGAACCCACCAUAAUUGCCAUUCGCUUGAAGCACGAAGGCCAAGGCGAGGAACUCAUGCAAAAAUUUCCCGGAACCUAUGUUUCAGCAAUCACUGAACCGAAAUCACUCAGCUUUGUAGGAAACGCUAAAGCGAUUGCUCGUCUAUAUGAAUAUGCCCGCGAUAAUGGCCUACCUGCAGAUUUGAUGGACGUGACCGGAAAGGCCCACAACCCGGAAAAUUCCCAUCUUGUCCCCGAAUUUCUGGAUAUCCUGAAAAGGAACCCAACCCUCUUCGACCUACCGAGUUCCAGCAAACUGCAGGUCACCGUAAGAUCUAACAUCGAUGGGGAAAAGCUGACUGAUGCUUCCAUCAUGGAAGAUAUGGUCAUCAUGAUGCUGGCUGCGUGUUGCGAUUGGUACAGACUCUUGUCUCGUGUUGCGGAAGAUAUGAAGACUUCGGGCCGCCCCACACACCAUAUGGUCAUAUUCGGCAUGAAUGACAGCGUGCCACUCUCGCCUUUCAAUAAGCAGCGCCUGCGGAUCACCAAGUUCAAGGCUCAUGUCCUCAUACCUGAGGUACCGAGCCCUCCACAGCUCACACAGCCCACACCUAAUGGCCGCAUUGGGAAUGCGGGUGACGGUGCCAAUAUCCAAUUCCGCGAUGAUGCGAUCGCUAUUGUGGGAGUGGCGUGUCGUUUGCCCGGCGCCUCCAACCUCGAAGAACUCUGGGAGUUCAUAUCGAAGGGGAGUGAUGCACAUCAAGAGAUACCGAGAGAACGCAUUGAUCGGGAUGCAUGCUUCCGGGCUUCGCAGGAAGGUAGUCCGCAAAAUAGAUUUUUCGGCAACUUCAUAGCGGACAUCAAACGGUUCGACAACGCUUUCUUCGGCAUCAAUGCGAAGGAAGCUGCCAGUCUCGAUCCUCAACAACGCAUGCUCCUGGAGCUCUCAUUCGAAGCUUUGGACUCUAGCGGCUACCUGUCUACCCAUCGCCGUCAUGCAGAGGACCGCGUUGGAUGCUUUAUCGGAGGAUCGCUGAACGAAUACCAUGCCAAUACUUCCGCACAUGCACCAACGGCAUACACUGCCACUGGGACCAUACGCGCCUUUCUGUGUGGUAGAUUGAGCUAUCACUAUGGAUGGACUGCACCAUCGGAGGUCAUUGACACAGCUUGCUCGUCUUCCCUGGUAGCUGUCAAUAGGGCUUGCCGCGCGGUAUCUUCAGGCGAAUGUGACAUGGCUAUAGCAGGUGGCGUUAGUGCGCUCACAGCACUGGACAAUUUCUUAGACCUUGGAAAAGCUGGAUUUCUAAGCACAACCGGACAAUGUAAACCCUUCGACGCAUCUGCGGACGGCUAUUGCCGCGCAGAAGGUGCGGGUCUGGUCGUUUUGAAGAAGCUCUGGAAUGCUAUCCAAGCCGGGGACGAGAUUUUCGGUGUAAUCCCAAGCAUCGCGACCAAUCAAGGAGGAACAUCUACGACACUUACUGUGCCGUCUGCUUCUGCUCUUAAAUCCUUGUAUCGGUCGAUUCUUGACCGAGCUCAGAUUGAUCCAGCACAGGUGUCCUAUGUGGAAGCUCAUGGAACGGGCACUCAGGCCGGCGAUCCUAUCGAGAUGGAUAGUAUCAGAACAGUGCUGGGAGGCGUUGCGCGUCCCGUGCCUCUCUCCAUUGGUUCCAUCAAAGGCAACAUUGGGCAUACUGAGUCGGCUGCAGGUGUCGCAGGGUUGCUAAAAGUCCUAGCAAUGAUCAGAUAUGGCAGCAUACCCCCUCAGGCCAAUCACAACCGCCUGAACCCCAAGAUUCCUCUGUUAGAACCGGAUGGCCUCGAAAUCACUCGUGCUCUCAAAAGCUGGGACGUACCGCUGCGGAUUGCUCUAGUGAACAGCUAUGGAGCAGGAGGAUCCAACUGUGCUCUUCUCUGCUGUGAGAUGCCUCGAAGAUCAAGGGUCGCCACGGUGCCAACCGCCAACGAAGAGAACAUUGCUCACCCGAUCCUUGUCAGUGCCGCUUCAAGGUCGGCCCUCGUUGCAAAUGCGAGGACACUGGCAGCGUACUUUGCGAAGCAGAUGCACAGGAUUAAAAUUGCGGACGUCGCCUACACUCUCAAUCAGCGCAAAAAGCGGCACAGAUUCUGCGCUGAUGUACGUGCGCCGGACAUCUCCAGCCUGGUGCGCUCCUUGAACUCGCUGGAUGCGCCUAGUUUUGAAUCGCCAGCUAGAGCGAAGCCUGUGGUAUUAAUGCUAAGCGGCCAAUACGACGACAAAGUGGCUUUGGAUCGCAGAUACUAUGAGCAAUAUCCUGUGUUUCGCUCAUAUAUCGACGCUUGCGAUUCCAAACUGGUGGACCUUGGUUAUAAACCCAUCUUACCGGCAAUCUUCCAGAAGGCACCCAUCGAUAGCGCACUGGUUUUGCAAUGCAGUAUUUUCGCAAUGCAAUACGCUUCCGCACAGUGCUGGAUAGAUUGUGGUUUGCGCCCCGCCGCAAUCAUAGGCCAUAGUCUUGGUGAACUGGCGGCAUUGGCCAUUUCAGGUGCUCUCACCCUUGAGCAGUCGCUUGAGCUUGUCGCAUUCAGAGCUCAGCUUGUGGAUAGCUCUUGGGGUAUGGAAAAAGGUGCAAUGCUUGCUAUCCAUACUACUGCUAGCGAAGUUGAACGGCUCAUUGAUCGUGUCAAAUCCGCAGUCAACAAUACGCAGUUGGAGAUUGCCUGCUACAAUGCUCCCAGAUCCAUCGUGAUUGCGGGAACAGCAAUGGCAAUUGACUCUGCGGAGAAAAUCCUUUCCAGCGAGUUUUCGGGGACCAAGUAUCAACGUUUGCGGACAACACAUGCCUUCCAUUCCUUUCUCACUGAAGGUAUUCUCGCCAACCUAGAAAAGGUUUCCGAGGAGUUGGACUGGCGGGAGCCGGUUUUCACGCUUGAAACUUGCACCUCACACGUGUUAUCAUCUCUUCGUGAUUGGAAUCCUGCUCGACAUGCCAGGGAUCCCGUUUUCUUCUCGAAAGCUGUGCAGAGAGUGGAAGAACGCCUGGGGGACUGUAUCUGGCUCGAGGCUGGGUUCGACACGCCCAUCAUUGCCAUGACGAAAGGAGCUUGUGCCGACCCAGCCCCGCAUGAUUUUCAGAGAACGACCACUAAGAAUUCAGAAACUCCAUGGGACUCAAUCAGCGCAGUGGUGUCGGCUUUCUGGCGCCGUGGGAUCUCUUUGUCUCACUGGACCACAGCAGGUCCUGCUGUUAGCCAAGUAUGGCUUCCACCGUAUCAAUUUGAGAAACAGCAGCAUUGGAUUGAUUAUGUUGACCGCGCCAUGGAGGCUCAUCAGAAACUGCUGGCCGCCGCUCCAGUUCCAGUGGCGACUCCAGCUGUGGCCGCUUCGCCGCGACUCCUCACACGUAAAAGUCCCGGUUCCUCGAGCUCACGUUCCGUUGAGUUUGCAAUCAAUACCCAGUGUGAAAGGUUUCAAGAGGUGGUCAAAGGCCAUGCCGUCUUGCAGAUUCCUCUUUGCCCCGCUCCCAUGCACAUGGAAUGUUGUACUAUGGCCAUACAAGACAUUGUAGGGGAAGUUGAGGGCCGGAAUCUGAUGUUUGAAAACCUCUAUUUCCAUUCUCCUCUUGCACUGGACCCGAAUCGCGAGGUGGACCUCCGACUAGAAGAGCUGGUACCGACCCAAUCGUGGAACUUUACAGUACGCUCGAUGCCACUGGGUUCCACAGCUGAGCCACAGGUCCACUGUACUGGAACAGCUUCUUUACCUCAACAGCUCGCUCUGUCCACGUACGGGCGUCUACUGGAGAGCAAUAUCGACCGCGUUGAGUCCUGUGAGACGACUGAACGGCUAAUGGCCAAGCGUGCGUAUGGACUCUUCCUUAGAGUUAUGCACUACGCCCCGUUCUUCAAAGGUAUAUCCUACCUCGCCGUCGAUGGUACAGAAGCUGUGGCAACGAUAAAGCUGCCUACUGAUCAGCCAGGACGCACUGAAAGUACUGUCUGGCAGAAGUGUGACACAGUUCUUAUCGACGCAUUCAUCUCGGUUGUGGGGUUGCUCCUGAACAGUAGCGACGCAGCCUCGGACGAUGACAUCUUGAUAGCGGUCGGGAUCCAAAGCGUUAUCCUCAGUUCCGCGUGUCAGAUGGGUUUGCCUGAACUGGAAUACCUGGUCUACGCCAAGUUCCAGAUCAGCGAAGGUACUAAUCCCAUCGGUGAUGUUUUUGUUUGCUCUCCUAAGGACCGGACGGUGGUGGCAAUGAUGACUGGCGUUCAGUUUGCUAAGGUAGAUGUCACAAAGUUCAAGAAGACUCUGAUGUCAGCAAAUGGUAUCCAACAGCCGCCCCCGACUCAGCGCGCCGUCCAGCCCAGCGAGACGGUGAUAGCGGUUACUCCAAGUGCGCAAGCCGCAGCCAGUAGCGGUGCCCAAUCAGCAACCAGUUUCGAGACGAAGUCUACUGUCCCGUUUGCGACUCCAGCAGAGGGGAACAUCGAAACAGGCGUCAAAGAAAUCAUUUCCAAUUAUACUGGUCUGCACCCAGAUGACAUCCCCCGAGAUGCAGUGCUAGUCGAGCUUGGUAUCGAUUCCCUUUCAUCCAUCGAAUUCGCAACUGAGAUUCAAACUGCUUUUUGCAUUGAGAUCAAAGCCGAAGAGCUCGGCGAUAUGACACUUGAUAGCCUUACCCGACGGCUAGGACACACUGCGUCUGGCGACGUCAAUAUAAAAGUGCCGAAUAUAGAAAGGGCCGAUACCAGCGAGCUUAAACCGGUUACAGCCUCCAACACCGCCAAGGUUCCGGAAAGCAUUGCGCAUGUGGAUUCGCAAGCAGCGGAGUAUAAUCCUUUCCAAGCCCUCUUGGAAACAGACGACCGAUUCCAAGAGACUGCAACACGCAGGGGAUACGUGGGUUAUCAUGCAACAAUUGCACCAGUGCAAAACAACCUGACACUCGCGUAUAUCUUAGAGGCUUUCAAGUCUCUCGGUGUUGACGUCCUGGAUAUCUCUUCUGGAAGUGUGGUGCCCCCGCUUUCUUUCAUUCCUAAGCAUGAGAAACUGGUAUCCCGCCUUUGGGACAUCCUCCAAGAGCACGGAAUAGUUGCGAAACACGCCAGUGUAAUCAUCCGAGGUCGCAACACUGCUACAUUUGGUACAGCGGCUGAACUAUACGACUUGUUCACUACCCGGUUCCCGCAAUAUCUUCCUGAGGCUAGACUGAUGAAGAUGAUGGGUGAGAAAUUGGGCCCGUGCCUGAAAGGGGAGCAAGAUCCGCUCUCACUGAUGUUCGGCACCCAGGCGUCAUCUCAAAUUAUGGAAGAUUACUAUGCAAACUCCCCGAUGGUUUCCACCCUUACCGAUCAAUUGGUCACCUUCGUCUGCACUCUUGCCAAGCAUAGGAACAGCAGCAGCGUGGAGCCUCUCCGCAUCUUGGAAGUAGGGGCAGGCACAGGAGGCACGACAAUGAGGCUUGUGGAAAAUCUCAACGCCCAAGGAGUUGCCUGCGAGUAUACUUUUACAGAUAUUGCAGGCCGCAUGGUUGUGAAGGCUAAAGAGCGGUUUCGCAAAUUCCCGUGGAUGCGAUUCGAGAAUUUCGAUCUGGAGAAGGACGUUCGAGACACUUUCCGCAACAGGUUCGACAUCGUCAUCGGCACCAAUUGCGUACAUGCGACAACUAGUCGGGUGGCUUCUUUGCACAGGCUGUGGGAAACGCUGAAUGCAGACGGGGUCGUGAUCCUCUCUGAAGGCACCGUACCCCUAGCCUGGUUCGAUAUAACCUUUGGGUUGCUCGAAGGAUGGUGGUUAGCAGAGCACGGAACCGAAUAUCCUCUUCAACCCGCCACCAAAUGGAUGGAGGCUUUCAAGGCAGCAGGUUUUCCAUCUUGCAGCUUUACGCGCGGGCCAGUUCAGGAGGCAUUUACUCAACAGCUCCUGAUCGGGAGCAAGAGGAAGUGGCCCGUUCUAGCUUCUACAGAGCUAUUGUCCCCUCCAACGAUAGACCGGAGCGAUUCAUUUCAUCUUGAAACCGUUGUAUACAAAGAGGUGAGUGGGGUUCAGAUUCAUGCGGAUAUAUAUAUACCGCAAGAAGCCACAUCGUCGCCGCUGCCCAUCGCACUCAUGAUUCAUGGGGGAGGAUUCAUGAUGUUGUCAAGGAAAAUGAUCCGCCCAGCACAAACAAAGUACCUCCUCUCUCAAGGCUUCUUGCCGGUCAGCGUCGAUUAUCGUUUAUGUCCUGAAGUCAACAUCAUCGAAGGACCAAUGGCCGAUGUUCGAGAUGCAUAUCGUUGGGUGCGAGAUACUCUACCCUCGUAUCUUGCCAAAAAAGGCGUCACUGUCGACCGUGAUCGGGUCGUAGUCAUUGGUUGGUCUACGGGAGGCCAUUUAGCAUUGUCUACUGGAUGGACGACCAGGGAGUCGGGGAUCAAAUCACCGACCGCCAUUCUUAGCUUCUACGCCCCUGUAGACUUUGAAUCUGGAGAACUGGACUCCCAAGCUGGGGCUCAAGCACCUCUACCACGAACAGACAAGAAGAAAAUACUUAACAGUCUAUCUAAGACACCGAUCACCAAUUACGAAACAAAGAAUGCAGAAGACAACUUCUUCGGUCUCCAACCUGGCGAUCCACGCUCGGAUUUGCUGCUUACUGUAUCGCAAGACGGAACCGCGCUUGCUCUGCUCCUCAACGGUCUCCAUCCUAAGGAUGGACGUGACUGUUUUGAACCGCCUUCUUCAACGCUCGUCGCCGCAAUCAGUCCACUAGCUCAAGCCCGGCAAGGUAAUUAUCUCACUCCGACUUUCAUCAUACACAGUCCUCAGGAUGAGGUCGCGCCAUUUGCUGCGGCAGAACGCCUGAUAGAUGAGUUGAAAAGGCAAGGCGUAGAGUGUGGUCUCUUGCGUUUGGAUGGGGCCAGCCACUUGCACGAUGUUCAUAUGCGGCCGGGAGUUUCCGGGUGGGAGGAACAGGUGUUGCCUGGAUAUAGGUUUCUGGUGGAGGCAGUCUCUAAUGCCCUUUUCUGA
This is a messenger RNA of Westerdykella ornata, 7506 nucleotides long. RefSeq names its product BcPKS16, polyketide synthase. Gene Ontology annotation, molecular function: phosphopantetheine binding; fatty acid synthase activity. The record is from RefSeq and is a predicted model, not a curated record. Lineage: Eukaryota; Fungi; Ascomycota; Dothideomycetes; Pleosporales; Sporormiaceae. Gene Ontology annotation, biological process: fatty acid biosynthetic process; secondary metabolite biosynthetic process. The transcript is spliced from 6 exons. Bases 1 to 7506 code for a protein of 2501 amino acids.